Messenger RNA from Medicago truncatula (barrel medic), 1324 nucleotides. Its product is annotated as phytanoyl-CoA dioxygenase. Lineage: Eukaryota; Viridiplantae; Streptophyta; Magnoliopsida; Fabales; Fabaceae. Bases 160 to 1002 code for a protein of 280 amino acids. Gene Ontology annotation, molecular function: phytanoyl-CoA dioxygenase activity. The transcript is spliced from 9 exons. The record is from RefSeq and is a predicted model, not a curated record.
ACUAUACCAUCCUAGAGUUGAGUCAUUCUUUUGAGUCACGGGAUAAGAUACGAAUCCCUUAAAAUUCGUUGUAUAAAUGUUUUAAUUUUCUUUAUUUUGUUUGACUGAAUAUAUAUCUAUCGACGUUACCUAGCAAAAUACAAAGAACAAGAAAACACGAUGGGUUUGCUUACACCGGAUCAGCUCGAAUCCUUCAACUCUCAAGGUUAUCUUGUUAUUGAAUCUUUUUCUAGUAAGGAUGAAAUUGAUAGCAUGGUAAAGAGGAUGGAACAGUUAGUCGAUCAAUUUGAUCCUUCUUCCACCGCCUCUAUUUUCUCCACCAAAAACCAACAACAGUUGACUGAUGAUUAUUUCUUCGAGAGCGCUGAAAACAUUUCGUUCUUCUUUGAGGAGAAAGCUUUUGGUGAUGAUGGUAACUUAAAGCAGCCAAAGCAAUUAUCCCUCAACAAAGUUGGCCACGCACUUCAUGAGAUUGAGCCUGCAUUCAAGAAGUUUUCUUCUUCUGAGAAGGCUUCAGGUUUGAUGAGCUCCUUAGGUUACAAGAGACCAGUAAUCAUGCAGUCUAUGUAUAUAUUUAAGCAACCUGGCAUCGGGGGUGAAGUAGUGCCUCACCAGGAUAACUCGUUUAUUUAUACCGAACCACAAACAUGCACAGGACUGUGGCUGGCUUUAGAAGAUGCCACCAUAUUAAAUGGUUGCCUUUGGGCAAUUCCUGGAUCUCACAAAAAUGGGCUUGUCAGAAAAUUCUUCAGAGAUGAAGAUGGUGUCAAAUUUGAUCGGCCAUCACCAUCUUAUGAUCAAAAAGAUUUUGUUCCUAUUGAAGUUAAAGCCGGAUCUUUGGUUGUCAUUCAUGGCAAUCUUAUCCACCAAAGCUUUGAAAACCAGUCUACAAAAUCGAGACAUGCAUACAGCUUGCACGUGGUAGAUACUGUUGGCUGCAAAUGGGCAGCAGAAAAUUGGAUCAGACGGAAAGUGGAGCCAGAACCACUCUAUGUAAACUAACCAUCUUUGCAAAUGAAGAAAAACAGUAGAAUUCUUUUUCUUUCAGUCUAAUGUUUACAUGGUAAGUUUGUGCUAAAACUAGGUAUUUUCCAAUUGUUGUUAAAACGUUGUAAUAAUAUCAAUCCCAAGUGCUGCUACAAAAUGAAUACAUUUAAUUUCUUUGGCUUCGGGUUAUGAAUAAGAGGAAGACCAAGGUGUAAAACACUGGGGUUACACAAUAAAAAAUAUCGACUACUAUGCUCUAAAUAUAUAGAGUAUAUCCAAACAUUGGAUGACUAAAAUUCUCGUUCAAUGUUGAAAAAUUGUUGUUGAAUGUUGGUCA